AUGAGCGAAAGAAUUACUCUGCUGUGGCUGACUAUUGAGGUGCAUGUUCGUUGUCGCACCAAAAUUCAACUGUAUGACUAUUUUCUGCAGGCUCUGGAACAGGAUGAGUUCACAGUCACGGACGACCUAUUUGAACUCACCGACCGAAAUAUUGUUGACGUUGCUCACGAGCAUAUCCUUGAAAUCCUAGGGAGAGAUGAUAUCCCCUUCGCCCAACAAUGGGACACUAUUCGACAGACGGCCAAAGAUAAAGUCCAGCAGCUCAAGGAAAUCGAAGAGCGUCGACUUGGGCCUCCGCCAUACGAACCGUCUCAAUCGCCGCCCCCAUAUCAACCGUCUCAAUCGCCGCCCCCAUAUCAACCGUCUCAAUCGCCUCCCCCAUAUCAACCAUCUCAAUCGCCUCCCCCAUACCAACGUCGCACAGAAGGAGAGUGA
Aspergillus steynii IBT 23096 is the source of this 435-nucleotide messenger RNA. RefSeq lists its product as uncharacterized. The coding region runs from base 1 to 435 and encodes 144 amino acids. The record is from RefSeq and is a predicted model, not a curated record. Lineage: Eukaryota; Fungi; Ascomycota; Eurotiomycetes; Eurotiales; Aspergillaceae. The transcript has a single exon.